ACGCCCACAUCUGCGGAGACCGGGAGCCCUCGCGUGCUGUUGACAGCCCUUCUUAAUAUCCUUAAUUUGUUUUUUAAAUCCAAGUGGAAAAUGGCCUCGUCUUUACAAACAUUGAAACAAGUCAUGCGUUUCCUCGUGGAGAGCCCUGGAUUUGAUCGCGUUUUAAACAAGGUUGAACUCGUGUCAGCUAGUCCUGGUAAAGUUGUCUGUGAGAUGAAGGUGGAAGAGGAACACGCUAACCGAGGAGGAACGCUUCACGGGGGAAUGACUGCCACUCUUGUCGACAUCAUUUCUACUACUGCCCUCAUGCACACUGAGAAAGGAGAACCCGGUAUCAGUGUCGACAUGAAUAUCACGUAUAUGAAUGCAGCUAAAAUUGGAGAAGAUAUCUUGAUCACCGCACAGGUUUUAAAGCAAGGAAAAACUCUGGCAUUUGCUACUGUGGAUAUAACAAACAAGAUUACCGGGAAGAUAAUUGCUCAGGGAAGGCACACAAAGCACCUCGGCAGCUGAUCAAGAACCUUCAAUUCAGUAUUCAAAAUAUUGAAACCAUGUUCAUUUUGUACUGUAUACUUUCUGAAAUGACAUAAUAAAACAAAGACAAAAUUAA
Messenger RNA from Electrophorus electricus (electric eel), 610 nucleotides. It is a transcript of the gene acot13, whose product is annotated as acyl-CoA thioesterase 13. NCBI's taxonomy places the organism in Eukaryota, Metazoa, Chordata, Actinopteri, Gymnotiformes, Gymnotidae. Gene Ontology annotation, molecular function: fatty acyl-CoA hydrolase activity. The record is from RefSeq and is a predicted model, not a curated record.